Pseudonaja textilis is the source of this 1586-nucleotide messenger RNA. The record is from RefSeq and is a predicted model, not a curated record. Lineage: Eukaryota; Metazoa; Chordata; Lepidosauria; Squamata; Elapidae.
GUUCCAGAAUGAGGGGGGCUACGUCUUGUACCCCCAGAUCGGGGACCGCUUGGACCUCAUCUGCCCCCGCUCCGUACCCCUGGGCCCAUUCUCCACCGAGGACUACGAAUACUAUAAGUUGUACCUGGUCCAGACCGAGCAGGCCGAGCGCUGCGAGAUCCUGCGCACCCCCAACCUGCUCCUCACCUGCGACCGGCCCGAACACGACAUGCGCUUCACCAUCAAGUUCCAGGAGUACAGUCCCAACCUCUGGGGUCACGAGUUCAAGUCCAACCAGGACUAUUACAUCAUCACCACCUCAGACGGUACCAAGGAAGGCCUCGAGAACCUGAAAGGCGGCGCCUGUUUGUCCAAAGGGAUGAAAGUGAUGUUAAAAGUCGGACAGCAUCGCAACACGGGUUCCAAAUCCCAGAAUUCCAUGCCUGCCACACCUGCGGAGAAGGACCGAGGGACGCCAGGUGCCGCUGAACCCAACAAGGAGAUGGUCCCAGGACCUUCUUCUGGAAACACGACCGGGAAAGUCGGGGGCGAGAACGGCCCGUUGCCGCAGUCCAAUGUACCCAUCAUUGCUGGUGCUGCCGGAGGAGCAGCGUUUGUGUUGCUGGUGGCAGCGGCUGUGACGGGGGCCCUUUGUUACCACCACCACCGGGCCAAGCACAGCGAGUCGCACCACCCGCCAUUGUCCCUCAGCACCCUGACCAGCCCCAAGCGAGUCGGGGGCGGAGGAGGCGCCAACAACAACGGCUCUGAGCCGAGCGAUAUCAUCAUCCCACUCAGGACUUCAGACAGUGCGUUCUGCCCGCAUUACGAGAAGGUGAGCGGCGAUUACGGUCACCCGGUCUACAUUGUGCAGGAGAUGCCACCGCAGAGCCCGGCCAACAUCUACUACAAAGUAUGAGGCGCGAGGUGGCUCAGCUGAGCCUCCGUAGGCAGCCUUUGGAGCUCUGCGGUGGGCAGGCAAGGACUCGGAUCAGACGGGACACAACAAGACAUUAUUACCCUUCCUGCCUGUUCUCGUUCGCCUCGGAUGCUGCGCACAGAAGGGUUUGAUGCAUAGGUGCCUCAUUCACCUCCAGUUAUUUUGGGGGAGGGGGGAACACCCUGGAACUGAUACGGCCGUUGUCACAAGGGAGGCCGGGACACCUCUCUCUCUGCGGAUCCAGAAACAUGGGAUGCAACUCCUGUCUGAUCACGUACGAGCGAAUUUUAUCGCGACCCGCCCUUCCCCGUCAAUUCCACGGCGAGGUCCAGCCGAACUGUGAAAGUUUGGCUCCCACUCGGUGUGUGCCCACCUGCCAAAACAGAUUUGGGAGUGGAAGACACACGCACCGCCCCGGUUUCUUUUGCAAUAAUUCAAUCUGAUUGCCUUGUCCAGUCUCUCUCUCUUUCUCUUCUCCCUUUGACAGCUUAUUCAUGGGCCGGCGCUGAUAAGGUUAGACAUAUGGGGAGGGGGCUGUUUAAAAGCAAGACCCCCAGUGCUCUAAAAGGUUGCAUUUGUUGUUAGUGCCACAAAUCAAAACAAGGAACGGUGCAGGUCUGCCUUAUUCCCACCACCAUCGUGUGACCCUCCCCCCAGGGCAGCAUUU